Molecule: messenger RNA, 1426 nt
Organism: Brassica oleracea var. oleracea
Lineage: Eukaryota; Viridiplantae; Streptophyta; Magnoliopsida; Brassicales; Brassicaceae
Product: bifunctional UDP-glucose 4-epimerase and UDP-xylose 4-epimerase 1-like
Exons: 9
Coding region: 231-1286 (351 amino acids)
Biological process (GO): galactose metabolic process; rRNA processing
Cellular component (GO): cytosol
Molecular function (GO): RNA binding; UDP-glucose 4-epimerase activity
Source: RefSeq, a predicted model, not a curated record
ACUCACUCCUUUCCUAUUUCUUCGCUUUGCGUGCCUUCCUUCCUUCUUAUCUACUUGUAUCCCACAAAAAGCUACUUAAUACCAUUUAAUAAAGACCCCAACUUUCUUGUGUCUUCUCUCUUAUCAUCUUCGCUGUGAUCUCUCUGUCUCCCUCUCUCUUAUCCAAAAGAUUAGUAUAAAAGGAUCGAUCUUUCCUUGUGGGUUCUUCCAUAAAACUUCGAUUCUCGACUAUGGGUUCGUCUGUGGAGCAGAACAUUCUCGUUACCGGCGGUGCUGGAUUCAUCGGGACGCAUACCGUCGUCCAGCUUCUCAAAGAGGGGUUUAAGGUCUCGAUCAUCGAUAACCUUGAUAACUCUGUUAUCGAAGCCGUUGAUCGGGUUAGGGAGCUCGUUGGUCCUGAUCUCUCCAAGAAGCUCGAGUUCACUCAGGGUGAUCUAAGGAACAAAGGGGACAUUGAGAAACUCUUCUCCAAACAGAGGUUUGAUGCUGUGAUCCAUUUCGCGGGUCUCAAAGCUGUGGGUGAAAGCGUUGGCAACCCUCGCCGCUACUUUGACAAUAACUUGGUUGGAACCAUCAAUCUCUACGAGACCAUGGCAAAGCACAACUGCAAAAUGAUGGUGUUUUCAUCGUCUGCGACUGUGUAUGGACAACCUGAGAAGAUUCCAUGCAUGGAGGACUUUGAGUUAAAAGCUAUGAACCCUUAUGGUCGCACAAAGCUCUUUCUUGAGGAGAUAGCUAGAGACAUCCAGGCGGCGGAGCCAGAGUGGAGGAUUGUGCUGCUGAGGUACUUCAACCCUGUGGGUGCACACGAGAGUGGAAGAAUUGGCGAGGAUCCAAAGGGUAUCCCUAAUAACCUCAUGCCUUACAUACAGCAAGUAGCUGUUGGACGUCUGCCUGAGCUCAAUGUUUACGGACAUGACUAUCCUACCGAGGAUGGUAGUGCGGUGAGGGACUACAUCCAUGUGAUGGAUUUGGCUGAUGGACAUAUCGCUGCGCUAAGGAAGCUGUUUGAUGAUCCAAAGAUAGGCUGUACUGCCUACAAUCUAGGGACUGGAAGAGGAACGUCUGUGUUAGAGAUGGUUACAGCUUUUGAGAAAGCUUCUGGCAAGAAAAUACCGAUCAAGCUUUGUCCGAGAAGGCUAGGAGAUGCAACGGCAGUUUAUGCCUCAACAGAGAAAGCUGAGAAAGAACUUGGCUGGAAGGCAAAGUAUGGAGUGGAGGAGAUGUGCAGAGACCAGUGGAAUUGGGCAAACAACAAUCCAUGGGGUUACCAGAAGAAGCGUUGAACUUUACUCUUCCUCUCUAAUCGCUCAAUAUACAAAAGAAAAGUGUUUACAUACACACAUCAUAUAUAGUUUGCUUUUAGUUUCCAUGUAACCGAACGGGUCUGUUUACUUCUAUGAAUAAAAUAGCUAGUUGAUGAUUC